Asterias rubens (European starfish) is the source of this 15111-nucleotide messenger RNA. Its product is annotated as zonadhesin-like. NCBI's taxonomy places the organism in Eukaryota, Metazoa, Echinodermata, Asteroidea, Forcipulatida, Asteriidae. The record is from RefSeq and is a predicted model, not a curated record. The transcript is spliced from 70 exons. Bases 15 to 13928 code for a protein of 4637 amino acids. Gene Ontology annotation, molecular function: protein binding.
UGAGAACCGUCAAAAUGCUUCUUCUUAUUGUUUUGUUGUCUCUUGGAACGCUCGUGAGCGGCCAGGGUCGAUGUACCUUCUUCAAUCCAUGUCAGAAUGGCGCAACGUGUACCCUCAAGCCAGAUGGGAUUACCCCUUACUGUGAGUGCCCAACGGACUACCAGGGGGCCAACUGUGAAAAAGCCACGCCAACUCGCUGUAACAAGCCAAGCAAUCGCUAUGUCUUUGGCAAGAAAUCAGGUUACUUGAAGUCACCGAAUUUUCCGCAAACCUACCCGGAUAAUCAGGAUUGCUCCUACUUCAUCGGGACGGCAGACGCCAAGAAGAUCGAGUUGACUUUCGAGAACCUUGAGUUUGAGAGAGGCAAGGAUGAGUUGGCCAUCGGCUCGGGAAGUUCUGCCGACCCUGCUAGAGCUCUUCGUGUAUUUGAUCAGCAACGUUACAACCCAAUGCCAGCUCCUGUCGUAAUACAAGGCGACCGAGCAUGGAUGAACUUUUACGCCGAUAUGAACCGAGGAAUGAGUGGAUUCAGAGUAGGAUUUAGAGUCGAUGGGGAUGAAUGUAUCGGCAAUCCAUGCGCUGCAGAUGAGACAUGUAUUGACGGCGAAUACACCUACAGCUGCCAAAGAAGCUCUGGUGGCUCAUUUGGAGGUAAUACUGGAGGCUCAUUCGGAGGUGGUACUGGAGGCUCAUUUGGAGGUGGAGGCUCAACUGGAGGUGGUACUGGAGGCUCAACGGGAGGUGGUACUGGAGGCUCAACGGGAGGUGGUACUGGAGGCUCAUUCGGAGGUGGUACUGGAGGCUCAACAGGUGGUGGUACUGGAGGCUCAUUUGGAGGUGGAGGCUCAACAGGAGGUGGAGGCUCAACAGGAGGUGUUACUGGAGGCUCAACAGAUGGUGGUACUGGAGGCGGAGGCUCAACGGGAGGUGGUACUGGAGGCUCAUUCGGAGGUGGUACUGGAGGCUCAUUUGGAGGUGGAGGCUCAACGGGAGGUGGUAAUGGAGGCUCAUUUGGAGGUGGAGGCUCAACCGGAGGUGGUACUGGGGGCUCAACAGGAGGUGGUACUGGAGGUGGAACAAGAGGUGGUACUGGAGGCUCAUUUGGAGGUGGAGGCUCAACAGGGGGUGGUACUGCAGGCUCAACGGGAGGUGGUACUGGAGGCUCAACGGGAGGUGGUACUGGAGGUGGUACUGGAGGCUCAACAGGAGGUGGUACUGGAGGCUCAUUUGGAGGUGGAGGCUCAACGGGAGGUGGUACUGGAGGUGGAACAAGAGGUGAUGGCCUGUCGGGGGGUGGUGCUGGAGGCUCAUUUGGAGGUGGAGGCUCAACGGGAGGUGGUACUGGAGGUGGAACAAGAGGUGAUGGCCUGUCGGGGGGUGGUGCUGGAGGCUCAUUUGGAGGUGGAGGCUCAACGGGAGGUGGAGGCUCAGCGGGAGGUGGUACUGGAGGUGGAACCAGAGGUGAUGGCCUGUCGGGGGGUGGUGCUGGAGGCGCAGUGGGAGGUGGUGGGGGCGCAAAUGCUGUCCUAGGCGGAGUCAACAACGAUAUGUGGGGUUGCCAGAUCGACGAGGAUUUGUACGACCACGGCUACCAAUGGGACCUGACCAAGUGCUCCCACUGCUCCUGCAGUAAUGGGACUGCCCUCUGCACAUUUGAUACCUGUCCAGCGGUAAGCUGCCUCAUUGGGAUCCAGGCCGCGAGUGAAUGCUGUCGGGUGUGCCCUCCCGAGAGAUUCAUCCCGACUGCCACCAACUACGAGUGGGCAGCUGGCUCCGGUGCCAUUGUGAGCCGGAUUAACAACGAGAUGACUCUGAAUGUGGACAUUGGCUACGAUGUGGGACGCAGUUCCAAGGCCCUCUACGGCAAGCACCUGUGGAAGAUGACCGCCUACACCAAGAUAAAGGCCGAGAGCGGCGGAGGUCGCAUCAACGUGGUGGAUCAGCUUCUGGAGAAGAGGAAGGCCAACAAGAAGAUCACUGAUGGAAGUGCCCUCAACUUCAAUAAGCUGAAGUACAACUUAGAUCUGACUGACAGGAAUUGCGAUGACGUCGAAGAAGUAUGUGUGGAGUUCUCCAAAGGAGACAGACCCGUUAGAGAUUUCGACAUGACCCCAGAGCCUACUACAGCGGUUCUUAUCAGCUGCAAACCAAUCCCAUGUCCAGCCCCUCCAAAGAAACUAACGUGUUCCGAUGACAAGGGAAAUGAGUACCAAGAUGGGGAGGAGUGGAGCCCAGACUCCUGCACCAGCUGCACUUGCCACACUGGCCUCUCCGACUGUAUUACCGAAGAGUGCCCAGCCUUAGACUGUGUGGAGACCAUACCGGUCGAGGGUGAAUGCUGCGGGACUUGCUUGGUUGCGGAAGUGGGAGCAUGUAUUUAUGAUGAUGUGAGUAGGGCCAGUGGUUCUACAUGGCCUGCCAGCGACUGCGUUGACUGCCACUGUGAAAUGGGUAGCAUCACGUGUGAGUUCUUCGGCUGUACCUGUCCAGUGCCCCCAGAGAGCAAGGACUGUGGCGGCUACAAGGAUGGCGAUACGUGGUACCAGACCAACUGCCUCAAGUGUACUUGCACCGAGCGGGAGAUCGAAUGCGUUGCUGACAUCUGUGAACCCCUCGAUUGCGUCGAGACUGUGCAAGGAGAGACUGACUGCUGCCCAAGAUGCAAGGACGACCCAGCCAUAGAGCCACUGCCGUGCGUCCAGGGUGAGAACUCUUACUACCAUGGCCAGACAUGGAAGCUGAACGACUGCAUCGAUUGCUCAUGUAGCAAUGGAUUCACCAGCUGUGCAAAGACGGAAUGCAUCCCAGUGGAGGAGUGCGAGGGAGGAGUGGAGCCCACAGUCAGGGAAGGAGAGUGCUGUGUGGUCUGCCCAGAGGAUGAAGAGAAGGCGAUCGGUAAACCUUGCUUCCAAAACGGGAAACUCUACCCUCACGGCGACCUAUGGGACGUGGAUAGUUGUACAACGUGCACGUGCUUCAACUCCGAUAUCUCAUGUCAGGCUAUAGCGUGUGACAUACCCAUGUGUGUUGGGGAAAUUGAGUACAACGAUCCAACAUCGUGCUGUCCAUAUUGCAAAGAGGCACCCGAUUUCUGCGACUACAAGGGAGAGCAGUACUUGGAGGGACAAACGUGGAAGCCCAACUCUUGCCUCGAAUGUACCUGCGCUGCUGGUGUGGUUGACUGCGUACCAGAGGUGUGCGAACCACUGACGUGCGACGUCUACGUAGAAAAUCCAGACACCUGCUGUUUGACCUGCGGGGAAGAAACUGGCCCGCAGAACGUUACAGGCUGCGACUUUGAGGGCGAGACCUACGUCCAGGGAGAGAGGUUCUCCAAAGACCUCUGCAUCAACUGUAAAUGUGAUAAGGGUACAGUGCUGUGCACAAACCAACCUUGCCCGCGCGGAGUGGAUUGCCUGGUAGAGCUGGUCACACCGCCGGACCAGUGCUGUCCAGUUUGCCCAGAUCUGUUCUGCGUCGACCCUACCAGCAACAAAAGAAUCCAGAAUGGUGAAAGCUACAAGCCGGAUCCCUGCUCGACGUGUCUUUGCACAGACGGCUCUCUGUCCUGUUCUUUAACCAUCUGCUCGGGGGUAGAUCCUACUUGUCAACAAGCUCACACCCCAGAGGGAAAAUGCUGUGAAGUUUGCUCCACAGAUCUGGAGCAACGAUUGGAGUGCACACCAACGCCUGGUGUGACGUACCCAGACAAGGCCCAGUGGCGACCCAACGACUGCGAUGUGUGCAGCUGCGCCGACGGUAAAAUCCUCUGCGAAUCCAAGGAAUGCGCUGAACCACUCUGCGCUGAACCAGUCCCUGCUGUUGAAGGGGAAUGCUGUGAAACAUGCCCAACCGACGAGCCCUGUACCGAUCAAUUCGGAGAAGUACAUCAAGAUGGCGACUCGUGGAAGCCGGUUAACAACCCGUGCGAGACCUGCCGGUGUACCGCUGGGUUGCUGACCUGUGUUCUCCAGUCAUGUGACCUCUUGGAAUGUGAGGACCAGGUCACCGCCGACGGAGCUUGCUGUCCAACGUGUGCUCAAGAACCCGUAGGAAUACCCUGCGAGUUCAAGGGUAAUAUGUACCAGGAAGGCCAACAGUUCCAGAAGGGUCCAUGCACCAAUUGUUUCUGCAGUGAGGGCGUGAUCAGCUGUACUGAGGUAUCCUGCAAGCCAUUGACUUGUAGCAAUGCCAUCCUCAGGGACGGGAAAUGCUGCAAGGAGUGCCCAGCUGAGCCUUGUGUCACAAAGAAGGGCAUUUAUUCCCAUGGUCAGGAGUGGCAGGAGGAUGAAUGUACAACAUGUACCUGCCUGGGUGGAGCCUCCACUUGUACGACCCAGACCUGUCCAGUGUUGAACUGUACUGCACAGGAUGUCGAGGGAGCCUGCUGUCCACAGUGUGCUGGUGAAACCCCAUGUGAAUCCGAAGGAAAGACCUACGUCGAAGGACAAACUUGGACGCCAGCAAACCCCUGCAAGCUCUGUCAGUGUGACAGCGGCCGCACAGUGUGCACCGAAGUCCAAUGUGCGCCCGUCAGCUGUACCAACCCUGUACUAAGGGACGGCGAGUGCUGCAGUUCCUGCGUUGAACCUGGCUUCUGUGAGAUCGACGGACAGCGGUACACCGUGGGCGAGACCUUCAACCCAACACCCUGCAAGAGUUGCCGAUGUGGUAAAGAUCUAACCCUGAUGUGUGAUGUGAUGGCCUGCGAUCUCGCACCGUGUGACAUCCCAGUCAUCCUAGAGGGAGCCUGCUGCCCGACGUGUAACGAGACUGCCAAAUUCUGCACCCACGAGAGCACUGUUUACCCCGACGGCUCCAGGUUCUCUCUGGAGAAGUGUUCCUCUUGUGUCUGCGAUACUGGAAGCAUCUCAUGUAACCUCGAUGCUUGCCCUACUCUUGACUGCAAGGUGCCCCCAAUCUUGAAAGAUGGCGAUUGUUGCCCGACUUGCCCAGAGCCCGGACCAGUCUGUACUCUGAAGAAUGAGACGUACAAGGAGGGAGAGCGAUGGAGAACCACGGACUGCACCGAGUGCUGGUGCAAGAAGAGCAAGAUACGAUGUGCUGACAUUGCCUGCAUGGAGGUUUUGGAAUGUGACAACCCAAUGAAGGUGGAGGGAAAAUGCUGUCUGGAAUGUGCUGAGCCUGCCCCAGCUCCAGGCUGCAAGGCCGACACCGGCCUUGCCUACCAAGAUGGCGCCAGGUGGUACUCUGAUUGUAGCUUCUGCUCCUGUCUGGAUACUACCGUAUCUUGCGUCACUCCUAUCUGCCCACGUCUCACCUGUGAAGAUCAAGUCACUCCCGAAGGGGAAUGCUGCCCCAUCUGUGUUGAGGUGUCAAUGGCAUGUGAAGUGGCUGGCAUCAUGUUCAAUCACAGGGACUACAUCCGAAUCAAUGAGUGCAUAGACUGCCUGUGCAUCGACGACGCAAUCAGCUGCCGCAACUACGUGUGCCCGGUGCCCGAGUGCGACAACGCCGAAAAGGUACCCGGCGAAUGCUGCCCUCAAUGUCCAGAAGAUCCUGGUUUCCCCCUACCCCAAGACCUUGCUUGUGAACUCAGCGGUGACAGGUCCUAUCCUGACGGCUCAUUCUUCGAGCCCAAUGACUGCUUGUUCUGUAAUUGUGUCCGUCGCUCCACCGUCUGCUACCAGAAGCCCUGCGAGGCUAAGAUGUGUGACGAACAGGGAGAGGUGCAGCUGGACGGAGAGUGCUGUACUACAUGUAGAUCUGAUGUCAAACAGUGCGUUGUUGACGGUACGACCUACAGCCACGACGACAGAUGGCGUGUCGGUGACUGCAAGGAAUGCUUCUGUAAGAAUGGUGUUGUGGUCUGCUCAGAUCUCAUCUGCCCUGUCACCAACUGCACUGAACCCAUUAAGGUGGAGGGAACUUGCUGCGGCACCUGCCCAGAUACACCCAUCGGAGAGGUGUGUGACGUCGAGGGAAUGUCAUACUCUAACGGCCAACAGUGGCGCAAGAACAAAUGCACAGUAUGCUCAUGCGAUGAGGGUAUGGUAAAAUGCACAGCCGAUCAGUGCCCACAACUGGACUGUGAAUACCCAAUAGCUGUGAAGGGGAAAUGCUGCCGUGUAUGUCCAGAGGAUGCCAAACCCUGUGAGAUCGACGGCAAGACGUACAAGAAUGGUGAGCGCUUCCGUGACACAGGAUGUCUGGAAUGCAUCUGUGAUGACGGAGUCAAGACCUGUAACCAGAAGAACUGCCCUGUCGCUAAAUGUAGGACCGGCAACCCGUUGACUGUGGAGGGUGAAUGCUGCGAACAAUGCCCAGGCGACGUUGGUCGUUCCUGCGAGAUGAACGGUUUGAAGUAUUCCAACGGCCAGCAGUGGGCACAGGACGACUGCACCGUGUGUAAAUGCAAACAGGGACAGGUUGAGUGUGACUUCAAGGCUUGCCCACGGGUGGAAUGCGCUGACCCCAUCCUACUGGAAGGAGAAUGCUGCCAGAAAUGCCCAGAGGACCUGAUACCUUGCGAUGUCGACGGAGAGAUGAAACCAGCCGGUCAGAUCUGGCGUUCAGGAGAGACAGCAGAAGGAGUGACAGCAGAAUCAUGCGAGAGAUGCACCUGCAAGAAGGGCGAGACAAGCUGUGUGGUGGAGGACUGCCCGACACCAGCAUGCGAGGAGCCUCUGGUAUCUGAGGAUGGGUGCUGCACCACAUGCCCUGAAAAACCAUUCUGUAAGUUCCGUGGCUACGAGUUCGCCCAGGGACAGACGUGGAAGAAAGACGACUGCACCACCUGCCAGUGCGUUGAUGGAGCCACCAUCUGCGAUCCUGAGAUUUGCUCAGAGCCCGAAUGCACAGAGUUUGUCAUGAUCGAAGGUGAAUGCUGCCCUCGUUGCCAAGAUGACUCUAUGCCAUGUACGGACGGUGAGACUGAUUACGAACACGGCACAAGCUGGAAGGCCACAGAGUGCAGUCAAUGCAGCUGCGAUAAUGGUAACAUCGCCUGCACGUUACAGACCUGCCCUGUAGUCACAUGCGACACUCCGACCCAAGAGCCUGGUGAAUGUUGCGAAAAGUGCCCUGGUGACCCCAAGACCUGCGAUACACCAAAGGGAGUGCUCAACAAUGGCGAGACCUACAAGGAUGGAGUCUGCACGACGUGUACCUGUGUGGACGGAGAGAGCAAAUGCCAAGAGGAGAAUUGCCCCAUCCUGACCUGCGCCAAUUCACGCAAGGUGGAAGGAGAAUGCUGCAGGAAGUGCCCAACUGAUACUCUUCCCUGCUUGGUUGAGGGAAUUUCCUACAAGCACAAAGAGGAAUGGAAGCCCAGUUCCUGCAUCUACUGCAGCUGUGCCAACGGAACAGUGGACUGCGCUGAGCAUACGUGUCCAGAGCCUGAGUGCAACGAGCCAAUGGUCAUCACUGAUCCAGAGACCAAUGAGGAGCAAUGCUGCAGGGUGUGCCCCGGAGUUGUCCCCGGCCUUGUGUGCAAACAAAACGACAAGACUUACUCCAACAAAGAGGAAUGGCGUGUGGACGAUUGCACCACGUGCACCUGUAACGACAGCAUAGUGAAGUGUAGCAGCGAGAGUUGUCCUGUUGCUGAGUGCACUGAGGGUGAGCCCAUGAAGCAGGCAGGAAAAUGCUGCAAGGUGUGCCCAGAGGAUGCCAAGCCAUGUAUCGUCAACAACAAGACCCAAGAUCAUCUGACCAGAUGGGCUGACAAUGAGUGCCGCACCUGUUUCUGCGACAACGGACGCACCAGCUGUGAUGUGCAGGACUGCCCAACGCUAGAGUGUGAGAACCCAAACAAGCAGGAAGGAAAAUGCUGCCCUCAAUGUCCAGAUGUGAGACCGACCCGAGACUGCACAUACAAGAACAACCACUACCCCCACAGCUACCGAUGGAACCCGGACCUAUGCCAGACGUGCUUGUGUCAUGAUGGUACCGUCCGUUGUAAGGCAGUCAAGUGCCCAGAACUCACGUGCGAAGGGUUCCAGGUCAGCACAGGAGAGUGCUGCCCAUUGUGUGAAGAGGACACAGAGUCUUGUGUCGAUAAGAGCGGUACAGAGUAUCUUCAUGGAGAGCAAUGGACAGUCAGCGACUGUGAGCGUUGCUCAUGCCUUGAUGGAGACAUUACAUGCGACACCCGAGUCUGCCCUGAGCCUACAUGCACCGACACCAUUCCGGUGGAAGGAGAUUGCUGUGACAUGUGUGCAGGUGAACCGGCAGAGACCAAGGGUCCCUGUGUGCACAAAAACCGCGAGUAUAAAGACGGAGAAUGGUGGGAGCUGGACGAAUGCAAGGUGUGCACCUGCGAGGACAGCGUUACUGUCUGUAAAUUCAAGGUCUGCCCUCGCUUGACCUGCGAAGGAGAUCCGGUCGACGUUGAAGGAGAGUGCUGUCCUGUCUGCCCAUCAAAUGCCGAAGCCUGUACCUUCAACAACACAAUGUACGAGCACGGCUCCACCUGGGCAGCCUCCAAAUGCUCUGACUGCACCUGCAACGACGACACAGUGUCAUGUGACCACUCAGUGUGCCCGGAAUUGACAUGCGAGGAGACAGAGGAUGUCGGACAAUGCUGUGAGCAAUGCAAAGGAGAUGAGCCGUUGGACACCUGCACUUACUUUGGCCGAACGUUCAAACACGGUUGGUUCUACCGCACCAGCAACUGCAAGAAGUGUACGUGCAACGAUGGUGACUGGGAUUGCAAGACCAAACUGUGCCCAGAGCUGACCUGUGAGGACCCUGUGGACGUCGAGGGUUCAUGCUGCAUGGAGUGCCCAGAAAACACCCAAUCCUGUGAGGUGGACGGUGACGUGUAUGAACACGGAGUGAAAUGGAGCGAGAAUGUCUGCAUCGACUGCCAAUGCGACAACAGCCAGCUGACGUGUGAUGCCCAGAGCUGCCCAGACCUCGAUUGCAGCGAACCGGUUUAUCUGGAGGGUGAAUGCUGUUUGGUGUGUGAAGGUGUUCUUCCGCUCCAGGCCUGCCGAUCUGGCCACGACAAGUUCAAGAACGGUGCAUUCUGGCACCCAGAUGAAUGCACGAUGUGCACGUGUGCCGACGGUGACAUCCAUUGCCAGAGGGAGGAAUGCCCACGCACAAACUGUGACGACCCUGUUCUCGUUGAGGGUGAAUGCUGUGAGAAAUGUCCAGAGGAUAUGUCACCAUGCGUGUUGGAUGGCAACCGUGACCAACGUGCCCACCUAGAGACAUGGCGUGUGGACGACUGCGAGACCUGCGAGUGCAACAACGGCAACAUUGCCUGCAACACGCAGUCAUGCCCUACUGUUAGCUGUGAAGAGCCAGUGGUACCUGCAAACCAAUGCUGUGCUGUCUGCCCAGAUCCUGAGACCAAGGCUGUGGAGGAGCCCAAGAACUGUACCGUCAAGGGAGAAAUCUAUCAGCACGGCGAACGCUGGGAGAAGGACGAGUGUAAAUACUGCAUGUGCAACGACGGUAGAGUGGAUUGUGAAUCGCCACCAUGUGACGCCCUGGACUGCACCGACCCCAUUAAGGUGGACGGAGAAUGCUGCAUGAGAUGCCCUGAGGACGCACAAGCUUGCGUGACACCAGUCGAUGUGGAGCACCCACACGGCGAGAAGCACCCUCACGGCGAGAAAUGGAACGAAGGAGACUGCAAGACAUGCAGAUGCAACAACGGACAGACAGAUUGCAACGAGCUCAACUGCCCAUCACCAGACUGCAGUAACCCUAUCACCGUGCCGGGACAAUGCUGCAAGCAGUGCCCAGGUGACAAGCCAUUUGAGACCUGCGUAAUGGAUGGUGAAGAAUUCCAGCAUGGAGAAUGGUACGACGACGGACCAUGCAAGACCUGCCAGUGCAACAAUGCCAAGAUGGAGUGCAAGACAGAGAGCUGCCCCGUACUGAGCUGCUCAGAUCCUGUAAAGGUCAAGGGUCAAUGCUGCAAAGUCUGCGUUGAUGACUUCAAAUCGUGCACAGGAAAGGACGGUGCUAAGCAUAAGCACACUGAGGACUGGAAGGAGGGUGACUGCACAACAUGCGUCUGUAUCGAUGGAACCACCUCGUGUGAAGCCCUCAGCUGCCCCGCUCUCACCUGCUCAUCACCGGUUAGAGAUGAGGGCAAAUGCUGCCCUCGUUGUCCAGCUGAUCCACAGCCCAAGACCUGUCAACUCAAGAGUGGCGUAGAGUACGUCUCAGGCCAGUCUUGGCCCAAGGGACCGUGCAGGACAUGUACCUGUGAGUCUGGUAACAAGCUGUGCGAGACAGACACGUGCCCUGAACUGACAUGUGAGGAUCCAGAGGAGGUUGGAGACGAGUGCUGUAUGAGAUGCCCAGAUGACAUUCCCAAAUGUCUCGUCGAGGAAGGCACAGAGUACAAGCACGGUGAGACCUGGCAGCCAGGAGAUUGCACAACAUGUGAAUGCUUUGAGGGUACCGAGAUCUGCGUAGACAAACUUUGCCCUGAUCCAGCGUGCCAGAAUCCCGUCAAUGUGGAUGGAGAAUGCUGCCCUCAAUGUCCAGGUGUACCCUCUCCCAAGUCCUGCAAGCAUGGCGACGACACCAAGGCCCACGGAGAUACAUGGCAAGUGUCACCCUGCAAGUCAUGCAGCUGCACCAACGGUAGAGUAGACUGCGACGCAGAGGUCUGUCCAACACUCACAUGCAACGACAAAGUCCGCAUCGCAGGAGAAUGCUGCAGGAAGUGCAAAGAAGACGCUAAAGACUGCGCCAGCACAACUCCCGAAGGUGACCCGUACAAGAGCGGUGAGUCCUGGACCAACCCAGACGAUCCCUGCGAGACGUGCACAUGCUCAGAUGGCUCAGAGAUUUGCACAACAAGUGCCUGCGCCGCCGCUGAUUGCGAGGAUCCCAUCGCUGAGGAGACCGAAUGCUGCCCUCGUUGCCCAGAUGACCCUGAACCCAAAGCCUGCCAGUACCAGGGUGCGGAGGUACCACACGGUGAGCUGUGGGUGGUCAACCCAUGCAAGUCCUGCAAGUGUGAAUUCGGCAAAGUCAACUGCUUCACUGAGUCCUGCUCGACGCUCACCUGCUCCAAUAAGGUCAAAGUGCCAGGACAGUGCUGCAGAAUUUGCGUCGAUGAGCCAGAUGAGGGCUGUACUACCGAGGACGGUCGCAAGAUGCAGACUGGGGAGUCUUUCCGAAGGUCACCCUGCUCAAAAUGUACCUGUUUCUUGGGCUCUCUGGAAUGCGACAUGACGCUCUGCCCCGAACUGGAAUGCCAGGAUCAGGUCAACGACCACGACGAAUGCUGCCCCAGAUGUACCGAUGAACCCAAGGCAAUGGCUUGCACAUUCCAGGAUAAUACAUACAUCAGCGGAGAGUCCUGGCAGAAGGGACCAUGUAAGACGUGCAGCUGCGAGGAUGGCAAGAUAAACUGCGACAAUGAGGCUUGCGAGGAGGUAACCUGCUCGGACCCAAUAAGGAUCAAGGACGAGUGCUGCAUGAAGUGCCCAGAUGAGAUUGCCCAACCUUGCGUCGUGGAAGCGACGGGCGACACUUACGACCACGAGACAAGCUGGAAGAAGAGCGAUUGCGUCACGUGCGCCUGCGACAACGCAGCGGUCACCUGCACCAAGGAGCUGUGCCCAUCACAGGAAUGCGAAGAGCCGGUCUUUGCGGAUGGCGAAUGCUGCAGCACAUGCCCUGGCGAGCUCAAAGCGAAGGCUUGUACCACUAAAUACGGAGAGAAGAUGCGCCACGGGCAGAGCUGGAGAAAGAGCCCCUGCAGGGUGUGUACCUGUGACAAUGGAGAUAUACGAUGCGACAAGGAGACGUGCCCCAAACUGGACUGCGAGAGACCACUGCGACGCGAGGCCGAUGAAUGCUGCCGCAAAUGCCCACCAGACCCAGAGUCUGCCUGCACUGCUGAGGAUGGCACCGUCUACAUGCCACGUGAUACCUGGAGUCCAGAGCCAUGCACUUCUUGUGAGUGCACCGAGUCCGGAGGUGUACAGUGCUCAAUGAAGGAAUGCCCCAUGCUGGAGUGCGAAAGUCCGCUCACUGCUGUGGAAGUCGAGGGUGGGUGCUGUGAACUUUGCGGUGACCCAAGUGCGCCUAUCCCUCUGAUCCACUGUGCUGCAAACCGCAAAGAUGGGGACACCUGGACACCACAGCCGUGCGUCUCUUGCACCUGCACCCAGGGAGAAAUUAUGUGUGAAUCGGAGACUUGCCCAUCCUUGGACUGUCAGGACGUCACCAAGAAAGCCGAUGAAUGCUGCGCCAAAUGCAAAGCUGAUGUGUUGAAGAAGUGCAAGGACAGCGAAGGCAAGAGCCGCAAGCAGGAUGAGGUCUGGAGACCCAAGGACAAUAACUGCGAGGAGUGCACAUGCGACAGCGGCAUGACAGAGUGUCGACCAAUCGAAUGCACCGCUGAUAUCACAUGCAACAACCCACAAACCGAGGCUGGCAACUGCUGCCCCGUCUGUCCAGGUGAAGAAUUGACAGAUUGUGUGCUCAGCACGGGAGAGAAGUUGAACCACGGUGAGACCAUUAAGACGGACGAUUGUAACACGUGUACGUGCAACAACGGGAACUCAGACUGCCAAGAGGAAACGUGUCCAGUACUGGACUGCGAGAGAUUACAGAAGGUGGAAGGAGUGUGCUGCAAGACCUGCAAACUCAAACCAGGCGAGGGUGACUGCCACUUCAACAGCACAACCUACAAGUCUGGAGAUACUUUUGAUGAUCCAGCAGACUCAUGCCUGCUGUGUCGUUGCACCAUGUCAGAGAUUGCAUGCGGGGAGCCUGGAGUGUGCCCAGUACCGGAAUGUGCAUCACCAUACCUCGAGGAAGGAGGUUGCUGUCCAGUGUGCCCAGAUGUUGCUAUUUGCAACUAUGAGAACAAGCUAUACCAGACUGGUGAGACAUGGAAACCUACAGACUGCGAGAGUUGUGAAUGCGUCAACGGAGAGGUCAUGUGCUUGGUCGAGGACUGUGCCCCUGUACAAUGCGACUUGGAUCUCGUCACCAUCCCGGGCAAAUGCUGUCCACAGUGCCCAACCAACUUCAGACAGUGUAUGCAGAAGGAUCGCAUGUACAACCACGGAGAGAGAUGGACCCAGCCGACUGACGUGUGCGUGGAUUGCUUCUGUGAUGACUCUGCUAUCUGCUGCGAGCACGUCGAGUGUCCAGAACCGGAAUGCCAGAACCCAGUCACGGCACCGGGAGAAUGCUGCGCUAGGUGCAAUUUGGAGCUCAGGGAGUGUGUACUCGACUUUGGUUUAGGCACCUACCAACACGGUGACACCUGGGAUAAUGACUGCUCUACGUGCGAGUGUGUCGACGGAGAGGUAAAAUGUGGCCCAGUUGCAUGCCCGGCGCUGUUCUGCGAGAACCCCGUUACAGAGCCAGGACAAUGCUGUCCGAAAUGUGGAGCCGGCUGCUUCCAUCGUAACACUGAGCACCAGAGUGGUGAGACGUGGGCGGAUCCAAUCCAGUCGUGCAUCUCCUGCACGUGUUCAAACGGUUUUGUAUCAUGUGGACCAACAGACUGCUCUCUAGUAACGUGUCUUGAUCCAAUUACAGUCCCAGGAGACUGCUGUGGAACAUGUCCAGAUGUAAGCUUCGGCAGAACUCGUCUAGAGCUGUACGGCGUCACCAACAACUACGGCCUGAAACUGGAAGUCGACAUACAAAACAUCGAGCGCAACAUCCAGGGCACCGAAAUCUGGAGAGUCAAACUCUGGAGCGCGACACGCUCAAACGGCGGGGGCGCUAAGACAGAAAUCAUCAAGCAGGCAUUGAACAGCGAUCAAGCCAGUCAGAUGAUCGGGGUCGGCGAUGACAAACUGCGUUUCGAAGCGCUGGAGUACGUCCGUGAUCUCGGCAAUCUGCCCUGCCAUUCCUACCCUUACGUCUGCGCCGAGUUCUACAUGACGCGUGCCGGCUAUGACUUGUACACCACCAGCACUCUUUUCGGCGAUGAGAUUUCUACCAUUUGCCUGGAGGCGUGUUAGGAAAAACAUCUGUUGAUCAUUCCUUUGAUUUAAUAAACAAAUGCUUUUCAUAACGUGUUCAAAUAAAAUGAUUAGAGAUUGCUUUUUUGGGGGGGGGGGUAAUGAUAUUGAAUCCCAAAGGAAAUUUUCACCAGAUAUAAACUUCUUUUUUUUUAAGAGUAACUUUCAAUAAUUUUACAAAUGUUUCACAAUAAUUUCCACAGAUAUUUUCACAAAAAGUUAACGAAUGAAAUGGACACAUAGCUGAUCUAACAAUAGAUUGAAAUGUAUGUACUCAUUUAUUUUGUACACAUUAUUUGACACUUUUAAUAUACAAAGAAAAUAUACCGAGCACACUGGUAUUAAAGAGUCUGCUAGGAUCAACAUGUGAGGUCACUAAAACUUCUUUGCACUUUUAAUACAUAUUUUGACAAUCAAUGAACAUUUUAUUCUUGAACAUUCAGUGUAACGUGUGCCAUUUUCCUACGAUAUGUAAAGUAUUUACGUUUUAGAGAAUCAGUACGUAGUCUAUUUUCUUGUUUGUUGCUUUCAAAUAAUAUGUACAGUGAUCUUUGUUGUGUUUUCAGCCCCUCUGAUUUAGAAAAUUUUUAUAAAGAUAACAUGAGUAGUGAUCACAAUGAUCACAAAGGAAACGUCAUUCAGUAAAAAUGGAUUCCUAUAUCAGAUUAAGGCACAAUCAGAUCUUGUUCUGUAAUUUCUUCAGUAAUUCUCAAGAAUUUUUUAAAAUUUUUCUUCAAAAAGGGUAAAAAAUGCCUAAAACUUGAUGAUCUGGACACCUUAAAUACAGUUGAUGGAAGUACAUGUACAUGUACACAUUUGCCAAAACUAUUUUUUGUUGUAUCCCACCACUGCCACCGUAUUUCCAGAGAAAGGAAACAACUUGGAAAUUAUCUAAUGCUAAAACAUAUUUCUCAUUCAGCAAUCUGUUUUUACAGAAGUAAUACUUUAGCCAUAAGUACCCCUCUUGUUUAAAAACAAAUUUUCAAAUUUCUAUCGUAAAUAUUUUCUCGUUUCUUUUUUAAAUAAGCCAUCAGGGGCGAUGUUUUUUAAGGUUUUCAUACUUUAUUGAAUUGCUGUUGUACUGUUCAGGAAAACUAAACAUCCAUUUUAACGAGUGUAAACAUGUAUUUUGUGAAAUGUUAUUGUAAUAAACAGUUUCUGGGAACAGGAACAAAAAACACAA